CGCGCGGCUCGGCGAGAGAGAAAUCGGGCGGCGCAGCGGCCAGUCUCGUUCGCAGCGAGUGUCAGUCAGUCCAGUCUCAGUGUGCGUGUCGCGGUUUCAGGCGGGUCUCGCGCUCGGCUCACAGGUGUCCCUCCCUUCAUACCCUGAGAAAAAGAUUUGCAGAGAAAAUGCCGAACACGGCCAGAAUCGUGGUGCUGAAGCUGAUCCAAGCCGGUUUGUUGGCGGCUGGUCUGUACAUGCAGUACCACAGCAUGGAGAUCACCAACCACGCGACGCUGAUGGUGUCGGCCGGCUCGCUCGGCGGCUUCCUCGCCGUCGUCGUCGGCAUGAUCGGGGCAGCAAUCCUCCAGCAGCCCGUCCCCAAACGAGCGGACAUCCUGUACAACAUUUUGGGCGCGGCUGCCCUUUCGGCUGCGGGCUACCUGGCGUUCGACUACUUCUACGUGUCCGAGAACGCCGGACUGAUGGACAAGCUGGUGAACAGCGCCAAGUCCGGCUUCAGCGAGGAGACGCGCAAAAUGGGCCUGGCAAAGAGCGCCGGCUGCUUCGUGAUCGCGUUCGUGCUGCUCGUCGACGUCGUCGCCACCCUCAGGGAGUAGAAAUAAUCCCUCCCUGCCGGGGUUCGUGCCAACAAAAUAAGAGCAUUAAAAAGAAAAACAAGUUUGGUUUGGUUGGAAGACUGCUUUUUCUCAUCUCUGCGCACACAGGAAUCAAUAAAAUUAGUUCCGCGAGGGCACAAAUUUUUCUAUUAUAUUAUAUAUCGAAUAUCGAUCGAUGUGUGCGCCUCUUCGAAAAGAGGCCGAAAAGCAUAAAUCGUACGUGUUCCUAUUUCAUUCCGUUUUUAUCGAUCGCGCUUGACGAAUAGAAACAAACAAACAAAACUUUCACUGCUUCUGCUGGGAUUAGGAAAUGCCUUAAUGUAAUUUAUAUAUGAUAAUAUUAUGUCGUAUUGCAUGUAACUGCCAAACUCAGACACACAAAUUUGUGCAUUUUCGUCCAAACGAAAAUAGUUAGAACUACUUUGUAUUUUCACCAAAAGCUGUGAUUUUCUACAAAUUGGCAAAAUAGACACACUCUGCGUGGUGAGACUUGGAAAAUUUGACCUUUUAGCGUGAAACGCGUUUAAGAUUAAUUUUUGUAAUUUGAUUUAUCUUUAAUACAAAUUCAUCGGGUUGCGAUCUGUGUUUUUCCCGCCAGUCAGAAGUCAACAUGGCGUUGAAAUUUAUAGUUGUUUGAAUAUACGCACGUUUUGAAGCUGCGCAGUAAUUUUGUGCGCAUCUGAAGCAUGCGCAGUAUGUUUAGAUCGCUUCUUAGUCUCACAGGGAAGACUAAAAUCAUCACUGCGCAUGCGUGACCCAAUUUAAAACCUUCUGCGCAGCCGUAAUUACCACCGGGGGCCGGGUUGCGAUCUGUGUUGGUUUCCCGCCAGUCAAAAUUCAAUAUGGCGUCGAAAUAAUGGAGGCAAAUCAGGUGACAGUCCAACGGCCUAUCAGAAGCGUCGAAAAAGAGGCGUGCCGACCUAGUAAUUUCAUUCCCGCGUAUUUUGUUGCAUUUCCAUUCACCUGAUGAGCCAUCUAACGGUCGAUUCGCCAAUUACCGGGCUAAACAGCUGUUAGCAAAGAAAAAACAAUAAAAAUAUUCAUUGUACUGAAUUUAUUUUCACGAUAAAUAUUCAAGCCAAUUUUAAUUUACGAUUUUUGUAACUUUCCCGCCAAAAUCUGCCAGACGCCCCGGUGUAUAAAUCCAUAUUUGAAUAAUUCCUAUUAAAUUUAAAAAUUCUCCAAGCCUCACCAAUGCCACAGGAUCGAAUCUCCCUAUGUACCACAAAAAUUUAUUUUUAAAAAAAUAACCAGUAUAUAAAACAUAUAUCGUUCAUAUAUAUUCUCGUCGUGACGUGCUUAGUGUGUACAAAAAAAAACUAGCGCAUUCCAUAUGGAUUGAAUAAAACUCAUCCACAAAUAUAAA
Cloeon dipterum is the source of this 1965-nucleotide messenger RNA. RefSeq lists its product as uncharacterized. Bases 168 to 599 code for a protein of 143 amino acids. Gene Ontology annotation, biological process: septate junction assembly. The transcript has 4 exons. Gene Ontology annotation, cellular component: plasma membrane. The record is from RefSeq and is a predicted model, not a curated record. NCBI's taxonomy places the organism in Eukaryota, Metazoa, Arthropoda, Insecta, Ephemeroptera, Baetidae.